AUUGAUUUGUCUAUGCCCAAAAAUUAAUUUUCCUUUCCUCGUGUGCGUGUAGUCCCGUUUUUUAAUAAAUUUUAUGUGGAAAGGGGAUCCUUUCUUUUAAAAAACGUCUUCACAUUAUUCCCUAGAUCCUGGAAAUCACAUAACAUUAUCAUAUAAGGCACGUUCUGCCAGCUAUAACGGUGUUCACUGAAUACAGAUCUGCGUCUAUCGCAAUAUGGCCGUCCUGUAAUGAUUUGGUGGUCAGUGAUAUUAUUGUGAUUACAUCUUUAUCAAAAGAUCGAAAUGGAGCUUCGCGUCGGUAAUAAGUACCGACUGGGCCGUAAAAUCGGCUCAGGAUCUUUCGGAGAUAUUUACCUUGGAACCAAUAUAGUAACCAGAGAAGAAGUAGCUAUAAAACUAGAAUGUAUAAAAACGAGACAUCCACAGUUGCACAUAGAGAGCAAAUUUUACAAGCUAAUGCAAGGAGGAGUGGGGAUACCAGCGAUAAAAUGGUGUGGGUCGGAAGGUGACUACAAUGUGAUGGUGAUGGAGCUGCUAGGACCAUCACUUGAGGAUCUGUUCAACUUCUGCUCCCGUCGGUUCUCCCUGAAGACAGUCCUACUCCUCGCUGACCAGCUCAUCACCCGCAUUGAGGAUAUUCACUACAGGAACUUCAUCCAUAGAGAUAUCAAACCAGAUAACUUUCUAAUGGGCCUAGGUAAAAAAGGGAAUUUAGUGUACAUAAUAGACUUUGGAUUAGCGAAAAAGUACAAAGAUCCACGCAGCUUGCAGCAUAUUCCAUACAGAGAAAACAAAAACCUUACAGGCACAGCGCGCUACGCGUCCAUAAACACGCACCUCGGCAUCGAGCAGUCGCGGCGCGACGACCUGGAGUCGCUCGGCUACGUGCUCAUGUACUUCAACCGCGGCUCGCUGCCGUGGCAGGGGCUGAAGGCGGCCACCAAGCGCCAGAAGUACGAGCGCAUCUCCGAGAAGAAGCUCUCCACGCCGUUUGAUGAGCUGUGUAAAAACCACCCGAUCGAGUUCAUGCUGUACCUGAAGUACUGCCGGCGGCUGCGGUUCGAGGAGCGGCCGGACUACAGCCACCUGCGCCAGCUGUUCCGCACGCUGUUCCACCGCCAGGGGUUCACGUACGACUACGUGUUCGACUGGAACAUGCUCAAGUUUGGAGGCCACCGCGGCAACUACCAGGCCGGCGCCGCCGACCGCACGCUGCGGCGCCACGACACGAACCAGGAACCUGAAACCAAUCCGUCAGCGGCGGGCGCGGCCGGCCAGCCCAGCACGACAGUGACGGCGAUCGAGUGGCGGUGAGGCAGCACCGCCGCCGCCGCGCCGUGACGUCACCGACACCACUCGUGACGUCACGCGCGUCACGUGACCACAGCGCGUGGCGCCAUCUAUGAGCAUAGAGUACGCACUCACAAAAGAGAUAUUGACAAUGACAAUGAUGCGGCUAAUUUGUAAAGUUUAUCAACUCGGGAGGUACAACUGUUUUGUCGUUUCAUCUACUGGUUUUGUUGUGUAGCGUAAAGGAUGAAACAGUUGGAUUGCUGAGGGUUGGAACAUUAUACAAAUGGGCGCGCAUGUAGAUAGCAUGGAUCGGUUAUAGAAGACGUAUAUUAUGGUCCAUCGUAAAAGAGCCAUGCAACAUUUUUUUGUAACAUCGAUGUUUUUUGAUUAACCGUAACUUUGAACGCGUACAAAAUUAAGGUUUUGGCUAUCUGGCAACUGAUAAGCUUUAAAGUUAACCCGUUAUUACAACGAGCUAUUAAAGAGCCACGCGAGAAUACGGGUCAUAUAAACCGUACAGAUAGAAGACAUGGAUGACUGAAAUCUGUUGAUCAUAAAACAUUAUCUUAAUAGUCUGAUUAUAGAACAAAAUAAGAAAUUGUGGUGUUCUUGUGACUGGCAUAGGAUCUCUCAUUCAUUCAGGUUUUAGUUUAUAUUUAUGCUAUCACGUCUUAUACGCCCAGCACGAAUCAUCUGUGCAUAAAUAUAACCUAAAACGUGUAAUGGUGCCGUAAGAUGUCCAAAUUAGUACAUGAAACCAAAGAACCACCUAGGUUGACAGCUCGGUCGUAAGAAACCCACAAAUAUGCUCAUAGAUUGCACAACGCAUCUUCAAUAGCAUAGGAAACAUUUUGUAUGCAUUCAAGUUAACAUUGGUAUAUUGUAAAUUAUUUAAUCUAAGGCUAAGUGAAACGACGGAGUGGCAGAACUAAUUUUAAAUUAAAACUGUGACGUUUUGUCGUUUUUUAUCUGACUCGACUAAGUUAGCUUGUAGUUAGGCCUACCCCCUAGGGUGAAUGCACCAAUCAUUGCCGGCAGGUGGCAAUGGUUAGUGCCUCUACUCUAUUGUACUUUAUGCUCAGUUGUAUCUAGAUGUUAGAGACUGGAUCAUCUCGAUGAAUAUAAAUAGGCCUUAAUAAUGUGACAGAUUUUCGUUCCUGAAUGUAAACGAGGCAUUCAAACGCCUGUAAUCGCGUGGUUAUUACAUGAAUGUCUCGUUAAACAUCAUCAGAACGAUAUUUAGCGUCUUUGUUUUUUUCUUGUACAAAAAGAUGUGCAAUAUUCAUUUAAGUUCGCCGCGUAGUUGCAAUUUCGUAGGCUUUUUGUUGUCUUCCAAUUAUUAUGUGCUGAUUUCUCAAUGCAGUUCUUCGACUUAAACAAUAAAAAAAUAGUAUUUUGACGAAAAUAUAAUUGAGCACAACUCUUCAAGCGAUAUUACUGUUUUCACAGAAACGUUCUUUAAAUUUGACUUGUAAAUUAAAGUAACUGAGUUUAAAUAGUAACGAACAUUGUGUUGUGCGUAUUCCGCUUUGUAAAUACGGCAUUUUUAUACAUUUAGGCUGACGUUGUUAUCACUCUGACGGGCUCGCUGUUCCACGCUGUUAACUUAUUCAAGUGUGUCUAGCUAGUGAAGUGUGCAAUACUUUGGUUCUUCAGCGACGCUUUUCGGAACUUCAUUCUGAGGAACGCUUGCUCAAAAUGUACUGUAAUGUUUAACGCGAGCGACCAUCACUGCCAUAGACUUAACGAAGUUUUCCGUCUGCAGAAUGCUAGCCUUAUCGUAGCGCG
Messenger RNA from Plutella xylostella (diamondback moth), 3081 nucleotides. RefSeq names its product discs overgrown casein kinase 1 (gene dco). Gene Ontology annotation, molecular function: protein kinase activity; ATP binding. NCBI's taxonomy places the organism in Eukaryota, Metazoa, Arthropoda, Insecta, Lepidoptera, Plutellidae. The record is from RefSeq and is a predicted model, not a curated record. Gene Ontology annotation, biological process: protein phosphorylation.